Molecule: messenger RNA, 1536 nt
Organism: Syngnathus acus (greater pipefish)
Lineage: Eukaryota; Metazoa; Chordata; Actinopteri; Syngnathiformes; Syngnathidae
Gene: nxph2a
Product: neurexophilin 2a
Exons: 3
Coding region: 572-1360 (262 amino acids)
Molecular function (GO): signaling receptor binding
Source: RefSeq, a predicted model, not a curated record
CCUGCUCACAAUCCUAGCGACUUCAUUGUAUUGUUAUUCCUGAAAUAGACAAGACCUCUCCAAAGGGUUAAAUCUCAAGCGACGUGUUACCCCCCCAAACAAAAGGCGGUCGCAGUGGCACCAAGCGUAUGAGUGUCAAUGCAGUGCGGGACUGCGCGCGCGUGUGUGGGAGACGCGCGGGUGGAUCGUGCUGAGUUGAGAAGAGCGCACGGCGCGCGCACUCUGGGAUACUUCACUUGACAGCCAGCCUCCUUGUAUUCAAGCAUUUGUCGGGAUUAAGUAGCGGGGAAGGAGCAUUUCCACUCUGUUGCUUUGUUGUAGACUUUGGAACGUUGUGCUAAUUGGUCCAUGUAGCUCUUCUUUGUAGACAAGCCAGGAUUUUGGACUAAGUGGAUUGAAGCAGGUGACACGAGAUGCUUUUGCCAUUUAAGUGAGCGAUUACAUUCAAAAGUUGACAACAGAGAUGUUUGAGCGACAUAUGCCCGUCUGCCCCAAAUCUUCACAUCUUCAAGAGGAUUUAAACAUUGCUCUUCUUAAGUAAACACAUCCCCACCCGAAAAAGUCAUCAAAAAUGGGAGCCCUAAAGAUAUUCUUCUUUUCACUUCUCCUGCACCAGGCCGCAUCCAGCAAAGUACGCGGGGGAACCUCAGAGUUGAUGGAGUGGGGGGACGGCACACACAAACUGUCGUCCCCCACGGGCGCCAGUCCUCGGAUCCUCAACCCUUUGCGUUUGUUCGCCAGGGCCUCCCCUGGGUUCAAGAGCGACGUGAGGGAAAUGUCCUACAUACAGAACAUGGAGGACUUCUGGGACUGGUUAUCUAACCAGACAGAUGUUCAGGAUCCCCAGGCCAGAACUAAACGCAGGCCCAUCGUCAAGACCGGCAAGUUCAAAAAGAUGUUCGGGUGGGGCGACUUCCACUCCAACAUCAAGACGGUCAAACUCAACCUGCUGAUCACGGGCAAGAUCGUGGACCACGGCAACGGCACCUUUAGCGUUUACUUCCGCCACAACUCCACGGGCCUGGGCAACGUGUCAGUCAGCCUGGUGCCGCCCUCCAAGGUGGUGGAGUUCGAGAUGGCCCAACAGUCCACGCUGGAGACCAAAGACACCAAGUCCUUCAAUUGCCGCAUCGAGUACGAGAAGACGGACCGCAACAAGAAGACGGCGCUGUGCAGUUUCGAUCCGUCCAAGGUUUGCUAUCAGGAGCAGACGCAGAGUCACGUGUCCUGGCUCUGCUCCAAGCCCUUCAAGGUCAUAUGCAUUUAUAUCGCCUUCUACAGUGUGGACUAUAAACUGGUGCAGAAGGUCUGCCCUGACUACAACUACCACAGUGACACGCCGUAUUCCUCCACGGGAUGACGUGGCUCACCUGUGUGUCUAUUUGUGUGUGUGUGUGUGUGUGUGUGUGUGUGUGUGCACUUGUGCACCUUUUGUUUGACCUUCAGAUCAUGCUUGUCAGCCUCUAAGCCAGUGGUGUCCAAAUAUUGUCCUCUGAGGGCCACAUACAGAAAAAUGGAGGUGUGCAACUUUAUUUA